Andrographis paniculata is the source of this 1653-nucleotide messenger RNA. RefSeq lists its product as uncharacterized. The coding region runs from base 214 to 1365 and encodes 383 amino acids. The record is from RefSeq and is a predicted model, not a curated record. NCBI's taxonomy places the organism in Eukaryota, Viridiplantae, Streptophyta, Magnoliopsida, Lamiales, Acanthaceae. The transcript is spliced from 3 exons.
UUGGAGGAUGGAUGGUCUCUGAUCAGAUCUGACUACCAUUUUCCAGUUUCCACACCCACACCCCCCUCUAAACUUGGUUUACUAUGAGCUGCAGCCAUGGGAUUAGAGGAAGAAGCCAAUGAUUAGUGCACCAUCGCCGGCUGCUGAUCGAAUCUAUUGUGAUCGGCCUCUUGGGAAAAGUGCAGUAGCAGUAGUAGGUGUGGUAUAAACAACAUGCAGAGAGAGAUAGAGAGGAGAGAGAGAGAGCAUGGGGGAACCAUCAAUUCACCUCGAUCAACUGGUGUUGUCGUCCAAUUUUUUGAUUUUGAUUGGAAUGGAUCUCGCUGCAUGGACCGGAGGAGUGAAGGGCCGAGGGAGAGGGAGAGGGAUUACAGGAAGGGAAACUGGACCCUUCAAGAGACCAUGGUUCUUAUCGAAGCGAAGAAGAUGGACGACCAGAGAAGGAUGAAGAGGUUUGGGGACAGCAGCGAGAGGGGCAAGCCGGCCGAGCUGCGAUGGAAAUGGGUGGAGGACUACUGCUGGAGCAAGGGCUGUUUGAGAAGCCAAAAUCAGUGCAACGACAAGUGGGAUAAUCUCAUGAGGGAUUUCAAGAAGGUGAGGGAGUACGAGAGGCGAGUAGCGGCCGAGACAGCAGCAGCAGGAGGAGACCCAUCUCAAUUAGCUCAAGACAAGUCCUACUGGAGGAUUGACAAGACUGAGCGGAAAGACAACAGCCUGCCUUCCAAUUUGCUGCCCCAGAUAUAUGAAGCCCUGGUCGAUGUAGUCGACCGGAAAGGCCACCUCGGCGCCGGCGCCGGGAGUUCCACUGCCAAUGUGCCCGCCACUCUUGGUCUUGUUGAUAACCCCAUUCUUCUUCAGGGUUUAGGUCAGCAGCAACGUCCCAUCGUUCAGCAUUCUGCAACUCUGGCCUUGCCAUUGCCAUUGCCAUUUCCACUGCCACCGCCCGCUCAUCAGCUUCCUUCUUCGCAACCCUUACCUACAUCAGAUUCGGAAACGAGAGAGCAAACGGACUCACCAUCGAAGAGGAGAAAGAGAAGAGGAGGAGGCGGCGGAGUAAGCAGCAGCGGUGGCGACAGGGAGACGACGAGCGGGGGAGGGGGAGGGGGAGAGGCAUUGGGAAUAGGGUCUGCAAUAUCAAGAAGCGCAUCAGUGAUAGCGGAAGCGAUCCAGUCAGGCGAGGAGCGACAAGAGAGAAGGCACAGAGAGCUGUUGAGGGUGCAGGAGAGAAGACUGCAGAUCGAGGAGUCCAAGGCAGAGAUCCAUCGACAAGGCGUGAAUGGGCUCGUGGACGCCAUUAACAAACUGGCCAAUUCCAUCCUCGCCUUCGCCGGCAACAGAACCACGCAUCAGUCGCCUCCAAAAUAGUACCCGCCUCUCUGUCUGGUUUCCCUCUCAAUUCAUUGAUCAAUUAAUUAAUUAGUUUACUUACAUAUUAAUUCAAUCGCGUACGUAUGUAUGUCUGUAUGUAUAUACACAACACACAUCGAGGAAUGACGAUGGUGAUGAUCAUCAUUCAUUCAUAUUCAUGAGUAGUAGAUAGAUGGUGUGGGUGUAGGUGGGUGGUCAAGGGUCAACAUUGAAACUGUGAUAGGUGAUGACGGUGAUGAUGAUGAUCAAGUAUUGCAGAUGAGUUCAGUUGGCAUUUAUACACGU